This is a messenger RNA of Ooceraea biroi (clonal raider ant), 1465 nucleotides long. RefSeq lists its product as uncharacterized. Lineage: Eukaryota; Metazoa; Arthropoda; Insecta; Hymenoptera; Formicidae. The record is from RefSeq and is a predicted model, not a curated record.
UAAACCCCAGCGACUCGAAAGCGUCCUCACUCUAUACGAGAAGACAGUCUAUGUAUAAAGCCACGGCGCACACCGUGAACACACGCACAUAAACUCAGUCAGCGAAGGAGAGAACGCGCGCGCACGUGUCCAUCCGCUGGAGAUUCGCUUCAGGUGAGCGAGGAGAGAUUGACACCCCCGGCGAUCAACGUUCUCCACGUCGGUGUACCUGUCGUCGCCGUUCGUAGAGGCCGUGCACUCACCCGCGAGCAUCCCCAAGGGAACAACCCCGCGAGCGCAAUCCUCGAGGACGAGGAGGAGGCGUUCGGUUUCGCGCCGAAGUCACCAAGUCGCAGGAGAGAGAGAAAGUGCCGACGCGCACGCUCGCUGGUACCGGCGACCCCGUCCGCGGUGACGUUCGAGAACAACCCCGCACCGCACUGCGCCCCACUGCAAGGUGAAGCGCGCGCCCCGCGCGGAAGAACUCGAGGAGAGGAUUGCCCGGCGGUGACCACUGCGCGUCUCUCCCGCAGCUGUUGCACGUGUGCAAAGGACGAAGAUGUCGACAACGUGCUACUGCAACCUGAAAAUGAUCGUCAUCGUCACGAUCAUGGCCACGCUGUACUACCCGGCUCUCAUUGACACGGCGGCGAUUCGCCCCGAGAAGCUUAGCGAGCAGGAACAACGCAACUUUGCACUGCUGCAGAGUCAAAGGAGCAUGAGGAUCCGACGUUCCAUAGAGAGCAUGGAGGAGGAAAAGAUACCGAAACGGAAUUGCUACAACUCGGCCUGCGGCUGGGCGGUUUACGACCCUGUCACGCGCAACAUCGAGUACUUCAUGAAAAAUGCUUGCACGUGUCCUGACGAGAGCUACAAGUGCGUGCGCACCGGUGAUGACCUAUCCGCAAGUGCGUACGUGUACCGCUGCCGCCAGAACACGACGGCGGACGACAUCGAGUCACCCGAAGACGCCAACUGAGGCAAGGCCGACGUCGUCGUCACGGAACUCGUCGACAUGCCAGCGCGGCCAUAGUAUAAUUAACAUCGAAUUAAGACAUAUAACACGUGAAAAGGAUCAGGAUAUCAGGUCGUGGUCGAAACGUUGUGUCACUUUCGAAUUAAUAAACUGCCGGCGUGUUGAAGAGGAAUUUGUUUGUUCGUCGUACUUUCUGGCUGAUCGAAAGAUUUGUUAUUCUAAACUAUCUCUAAUUCACAAACUUCGUUUUUGGUAAAGUUUUAGUGAAAUCAGCACAAUAUCACCAGUGCGUCUCCCAGGGAGAAAUAAGCCUAGACUAAUAGGAAAUAGGAUAAGGAUUUCAGUUCGUUGUAUUCGUGCGCAGUAUUUCACUUAGCGUCAUGUAAUGUACAGGAAAAAACGUAAAUUAUCACUACUUUGCGAUUAAAUAUAUGAUAAAUGAGCGAUAUACUGUACGCUUAUUGUCUCUAGUUUUAUCACUUUUAAUACAAUAAAACCAAGCCACAGAAA